Molecule: messenger RNA, 1569 nt
Organism: Laccaria bicolor S238N-H82
Lineage: Eukaryota; Fungi; Basidiomycota; Agaricomycetes; Agaricales; Hydnangiaceae
Exons: 4
Coding region: 1-1569 (522 amino acids)
Biological process (GO): RNA polymerase III preinitiation complex assembly
Cellular component (GO): transcription factor TFIIIB complex
Molecular function (GO): TFIIIC-class transcription factor complex binding
Source: RefSeq, a predicted model, not a curated record
AUGUCGAGUCGUGUUCAAAAGGGUGGGCCUGUCUUCAGACCCGUUGUGAAGUCUCGAUCACGCCCUACACCUAGCCAGCCUUCCCAGAUUUCAAGUUCUCAACCCCAGUUGGACCCUCAGACUUCUGCUCACCAUGCGUCAUCCAUGCCGCCACCUGCCAUUCAUAUCCCUGAUUUAGACACCAGCAGCAUCCCAAAAAUCCCGGACAUCUCAGGCGACAGCCAACAUCUUGUUGACAUCCCGGGAGAGCGCCGAGGACUAUCUUUACCUCCAGCAAUACGAUCAAGUGUACCACCUUCUCUUGUUGCUCAUCCUUCACCAAUUCUGAAUACUACAUCAACCGAGUCAAAUGCUCUCCUCGAAGCGUCGAUUCCAAGCAAAGUUCAUCCCAAUUCUACCUCCUCCUCGGAAGUCAAGGUCAAUAUCCAACCCCGUCGCGCAAUAGGUAGAAGAAAGUCGAGUGGUACUACAAAAACAUUAGUCGCUCACAAUGAAGACCAAAAUUCCAUUGAGAGACCAAAAAGAAAGCGGACCACGCCGAAGGUAAUGGACACUGAUCAGGUGGAAGGAGAUGGAAGGCCAGUCACCAGUGUCUCUAUUCGUGGUUCACGUCCCCCUUCGUUGCCCCCGUACGAUGCCGACGCCAACCCGGGAGAAGACAUCGACCCAACAGUCGUGACAAUGGCAGCCCUCUGCACCGACUCUGGCCAAGGUCGCGUUAGCAGCAAGGCUGCAGAAAUCUUGAAUAAUCACGCUUCUUGGAAGGCUCAAAAUCGAGAAAAACGAGCGCGUAUGAGAUCUCUGAUGGAAGCAAAAAAAUAUGGAAGAGACGAGGAUGGGGAUCAUCAGGACACUCCAACAUCAAAUUCCAUACCUGCGUUACCAGAGUCUUCCGAUCCCCCUGAACCGAUCAUUGAGAGAGCGCCAAGCAAUGCACUGAUUGUGGACGAUACUGGGCAUGGGUUUGAUUACUCUCAAAAUAUGGCAACAAGCCGAUAUAACGUGCAAGUACGCAUCGGACCGAAUGGCGAGACGAUUAUAGAUGAAGAGUCCCUUGUCGUUGAUCGUGCUGAUGCUGACGAAACGGAAAACUAUACCCACGUUAUUGAGUCAGACCAUACGAAAUUUGUCAAUUCUGGGACAUACGGCAAGCGAUACCGUGGCUCACGAUGGAGUGUAGAAGAAACAGAACUCUUUUACGAUGCUCUUGCCCAGUAUGGUGAAAACUACGAGCUGAUCGCUUACAUCUUGCCUGGCCGUGAUAGAAAGUCUUGCAAAAACAAGUUCAAAAUCGAGGACAAGAGGAACCCUGCGAGAAUCAAUCACUGCCUAAACAAUAGCAUUCCUGUCGAUAUGCAAAUGUUGGCACGUAUGACGGGCAAGGAUUUUUCAGGCCCUAUUCCCGACAUCCUUGCACCGACCCCCACUCCGAUUCCUCCUCCCUCUGUUGUCGAAGACGCGGAAGCUAAAGUACCUUCAAGUUUUGUAAAGAAAAGGCAGCAUAGUAAAAAGCGGACUUCUAGUGAUGCAGUAAUUGUCGGUAAUGUAGAAAACUUCGAAGAAAUUUAG